This is a messenger RNA of Penicillium concentricum, 1455 nucleotides long. RefSeq names its product putative MFS glucose transporter. The record is from RefSeq and is a predicted model, not a curated record. Gene Ontology annotation, cellular component: membrane. Gene Ontology annotation, biological process: monosaccharide transmembrane transport. The transcript is spliced from 2 exons. The coding region runs from base 1 to 1455 and encodes 484 amino acids. Gene Ontology annotation, molecular function: hexose transmembrane transporter activity. Lineage: Eukaryota; Fungi; Ascomycota; Eurotiomycetes; Eurotiales; Aspergillaceae.
AUGGUUUUGGGCAUAUCAACCCAGUCGAGGGUCACACCGUACCUGAUAUAUCUCGUAUUUGUUGUCACACUUGGUCCGCUUCAAUUUGGCUUCCACCUGGCAGAGCUUAAUGCCCCCAAGGCCGUGAUAACAUGCGAACAAAGUGGAAUCCUAACUUCCGUGUCUUUUCAUGAUCUACCGCAAUGCUUCCCUAUGACUCCAUCGCAAUUCGGCCUCGUCUCUUCGAUCUACACACUCGGUGGCUUGGUCGGAGCUCUACUGGCAGGACCCAUCGCGACCAAAUACGGACGUCUGCUUGCAUUACGAGCGACUACGGUAUUCUUUGUUCUGGGCCCUGUGGCGGAGACACUUGCACCGGCGAUUUCCCUCUUGAGUCUUGGUAGGUUCCUCUCUGGAAUUGGCUCUGGUGCUGCAAUUGUGGUUGGUCCCAUCUACAUCUCGGAAGUCGCCCCUCCCAGUGCUCGAGGCCUCUUCGGUGCCUUCACCCAGAUUAUGACCAAUGUCGGCAUUCUGUUGACACAAUCCCUGGGAUACUUCUGGAGCGAAGCAAGCCGCUGGAGACUGAUACUGGCCGUGGCCGGAAUUAUCGGUGCUCUGGAGCUUCUGGGAUUGUCCUUGGUACCAGAAAGUCCUUCAUGGCUUGCGGAACACCAAAAGAUCAGUCAGGCACGCCGGGUCCUGCAGCGGAUCCGCGGUCGAGAUGCCGACAUCGAAGCGGAGAUUGCGAGCUGGAGGACCUCAGAUGCGCCUGCAUCUGGCGAGGAAGAAUCCCUACUCUCUCCCGAAGACAGGCCGCCUAAUAAGCCUGUAGUCACGUUUAUGCAGGUUGUCCAAGAUCCCUACUACCGCCCGGCUAUUAUUGCCGUGGUUGGCGUGAUGGUCGCCCAGCAACUCACCGGGAUGAACAGCAUUGUUAUGUACAGCGUGUCCUUACUACAAAAAAUCUUACCGACGACUGCUGCGUUACUCACGGUGAUUAUCUCUGCGAUUAAUCUCGUGAUCACAUUGGCGUGCUCUCCACUCCCCGAUCGCAUUGGCCGAAAGUCGUGCCUGAUGCUGAGCAUCUGCGGCAUGGGCUGCAGUUCUAUACUUCUCGCGAUUAGUAUCUACAUGAACGCUAAGAUCUUGACGGCGAUCGCUGCCUUGCUUUUUGUGGCAGGUUUUGCGAUCGGACUGGGCCCGGUCCCCUUUAUCCUGGCGUCCGAGCUUGUUGGGCCCGAGGCUGUCGGGGCGGCACAGAGUUGGGCGCUGGGGGCCAACUGGAUCGCAACGUUUGUGGUGGCACAAUUCUUCCCAGUACUCGAUGAGGUUCUCGGUGGUCGUGGACAGGUAUACUGGGUGUUUGCCGCUAUGGCUGCAUUGUUCGGUGGCUUCAUUUAUCGAUAUGUGCCAGAAACCAAGGACAAAGCUAAUGCCGAUGAGGUUUGGGGACGCACAGACCGACGACAAGACUGA